This is a messenger RNA of Thelazia callipaeda (thelaziosis nematode), 936 nucleotides long. The record is from the annotation of a GenBank genome assembly. Lineage: Eukaryota; Metazoa; Nematoda; Chromadorea; Rhabditida; Thelaziidae.
AUGUCAGAUAAGGAUUCCACGUGCGAUAAAGUGCUUCAAGAUGGGAAAAAAGGAUUUGGUAGCAGUGAUGGUGUUACGAGCAACAGAAGGCAACGAUUACUUUCGCUUUCUAUACCUCAUUUUGGAACAGAAAUCGCUGGAUUUGAGAAUUCAUUUUUGCAACAAUUUUUUUUACUUUUAGCAAUGCCAUGGUUUGGCAUCGAUAUAGGCGGUACACUGGUCAAACUUGUUUACUUUGAGCCACAAGAUCAUCAUGAUUUUGUUGAAAGUGAAGAUGAAAUUCUGCGGCGGAAGAAAAUUCAGCGGUAUCUUGUAGCAAGCAAAACUUAUGGUGGUACCGGUGUGAGAGAUGAUCAUCUGCGUUUAUGUAAUGUCGAAAUCAAUGGUAGAGUUGGUACAAUACAUUUUAUUCGAUUUCCGACAGAUAGAAUGCUUGAUUUUGUGCAUUUAGUAAAGAUUAAAGGUUUUGCGGAAAUGAGUAGUACAGUUUGUGCUACUGGAGGUGGUUCAUUAAAAUAUGCUGCGGAAGCAUCGGUAAACAUUUCUCUUUUUGGUAAAGUUUGCUGCAAAAAAGAUCUAGAUAACGCACGAAUUGAAGAUCUUGCACAUUCUGCUCUCGUAACGACGACAAACAACAUCGGUUCAAUUGCAUUUAAUGGCGCAAAAACUUGUGGAAUUGACCGAAUAGUUUUCGUUGGCAAUUUCUUACGAGUAAAUCCAAUUGCUGCAAGAUUAUUGAGUAAUGCUAUGAAUUUUUGGUCACGAGGGACGAAGAAGGCUUUGUUUUUGAUACAUGAAGGUUACUUUGGUGCCGUUGGAUGUUUGGACAAAUUGGUUGAUGUCACAGAAACAAGGAGGCGAAUGCGUGCAGAAAAUUCAGAGCAUCGGAACAGUGGUAUUAAGAUAUCGAACAGAUCUGAUUUGCGGAAUAAAUGA